Molecule: messenger RNA, 2630 nt
Organism: Symsagittifera roscoffensis
Lineage: Eukaryota; Metazoa; Xenacoelomorpha; Acoela; Convolutidae
Product: TLC domain-containing protein 4-A-like
Exons: 4
Coding region: 1584-2408 (274 amino acids)
Biological process (GO): lipid homeostasis
Cellular component (GO): endoplasmic reticulum; membrane
Source: RefSeq, a predicted model, not a curated record
CAUUUGACAAAAAGUAAGACUAGUGUUGAGCUUGCAGUAGUAUAUUGCAAUUAUAAUAGAACUUUUAUUGACAUACAUUUUCGGUUGGGUACAAUUUUAACAACAAAUUGGUUGAUAGUGUUACAUAUAUUGAAAUUAUAACCAAACCACCGAGAAAUUCAGUCAUUUUAUCGCUUAAAUAAAUUGGCAACGGCUGAUUCUUUUAAUCUUUAUCUUCAUUUUGUUGGCGUCAUUACCAUCAGAAAAACAUCUCAGAAUAUAUAACUCAUCGUCGUCAUACAAAUCUACUUCUGCACUUUUUGCAAAACGAAAUUGAAAAUUGUCUGUUUAAUUAUAAUUUCCUGUAUUAAAAUUCACAAAUUAAUGAAAAACGGUUGCAGCAAAAUCUACUAGAAUACGUACUUCAGCAAAAUUUAGAUACAACUGAAAAUUUAUUACAGUUUUUCUUCUAAAUCUGCAGUCCUAGUUAAUUUACAACCGCAAUAUUAUUGAAAAAUGAUGGUUUGCAAUACGCGCACAUUUUUUUUAUAAAAAAAUAGACACGCUUAGACGUAAUAAAAAACAGAUCAUAAAUGCUAACAAAAGCGGUUGCAGCCUUAUUGUUGUAAUUACGUUUGAAAAUUGAGUUUCAUUUCUUGUUUGGCUAUACAGAUUCAUUUUCAUGACCUACCGAUCAUCUGUCCUGAACAAAACAAUGAAUAACAACGUAUAAAAAAUAUAUAGUAAUUUCGUCUUUAUAAAACGUUGCGUUUCCGUACACAAAAAAUAAGCAUACUGUUUUAUCGUUUUCUUGGUGGGUUGUUUUACAAGUUCUUUUGUAGUUGAUUGAUUUUUUGUUGGUGCUCUAUAUGCUUUUAACCACGCUUUUACAGAGCUUUGAAUCGUCUUUCAAGUUUAUCUUUCUAUUGAUUGUUAUUUUGCAAAGAAUUGGUCACCUUACUUGCUAAAGACGAUUUACAAUUUACACGACAAAUUGAUGAACUAAAAAUCGGCGGUAAAGCAGCGCAUAUAUUAGCAGUAAUUCUACGUAAAACAAAUAUUUAUCUAUAUACCAAAGCCAAACAACGUCACAGUUUUCAGUUUCACUUGACCCGUUGUACGUCACGUAAUUCUGACAAAAUAACGGAAGAAACAUCAGUAAAAACAGCUAUAAUAUUGGUAAAUUGACGCUAAUCUUCAUUAAAAACGCUUAUCAAGUUUCUUUUAUUGAAGAUUCUCAUUUUCAUUUCAUUUUACCCAAAAUAUUACUGAAAUUUGCUUUAUACCAUUUUUCGAAGUAAAAAUACUACUACGUUGAAAGUUACACUCAAUUUCUUAUUUAUGAAACAAAUCGCUUAAUUUCUUUGAAAACUUUGUUCCCAAUUUAUUUGACUUGAACUAAACAGCGUUCUAAAAAUUUGAAAAAGUCUGAUUUAUGAAAUAUUGCUUAAUUUCUUUUUUGAAAAAUCAUAAGUUAUUUGAUUUGAAAUCAAACGCACGCCUUCUAAACAUUUGAACUCAAUUGUUCGAAACAUUUGAACUCAAACGUCCUAAACAUUUGAACUCAAUUGUUCUAAACAUUUGAACUUUAAAAAGUCUCCAAAAUGUCGGCGUCUGCAGCUGAAAUUCUGGAACCACCUCUAGGUGAAAUCACAAACCACAAUUUAGCCACAGAAUUGACAUGGGAUUAUUAUGAAAAUAUUCUUAAAGUGUGUGUCCCAUUUACCCUUUUGUACUUGUUUAUUGUCCCUGCUCUCAGCUUAAGGUUAUUCCCAGUUUUGAAAUUACACUCGCAAGAAAGAAGAUGUUCAUUUGUGUCUGACUUUGUGUCUAUGAUUCCCUCUAUACUAUCCAGCUUCAUCACUGUCCGGUCUUUUAUUUAUUUUGUUCCAGUCAAUGACAGAGACCAAAUGUUCGAAGGCUAUAAAUGGGUAACAAUAUACAUGCAGGCCUACUUACUGCUAGACACGUUCUACAGACUGCUCUACAUAGAGAGCAACAGGGCCAUGAUGGUCAUACACCACAUAGUGGGUCUGGUCAUCACCCAGUUUGCCAUGCACGACAGAGGCUGGCUGAUGGAGAAGCUCGUCUUCUGUCUCAUGGAAGUGGCCAACCCUUUUAUCAACCUCCGCUUUCUCAUGCUUGGAGUCGAUGUUCCCAAGACUUCAAACACUUACCUUAGCGCCUCUUUAAUCAUGAUCAUCAGUUUCUUUCUAUUCCGGAUCCUUCCCAUUCCCUACAUAUACAGAGGCGGCAUCUACAAACUAAUUCUUUAUCCCCAAUACGGAUCCUGGGCUCAUUUUUGGAUGUUCACGCUGUAUGUGCUGCUUAGCUUAAUGAACAUUUACUGGUUCUACGUUAUGUUGUUGGGUCUUCAUAAAACCUUCAUCAGAAAAAGCAAACCGGAAGAAGGAACUCAUCGUGAUUAAAAAAACUCGGACGAGCCCGAAGUCCCAAGUUCGAAUCCCGAAGAUGGCGAUUUGGAUAAAAAAUGAAAUUGGAUAGAAAACAUUAUGGAAAUAUAUUUUUGUUGAGCUGUGAAUUGUUUUUAAUCAACUUUGAAAAAAAUUAACUAAAAAAAUCAAAACUAAAUAUUCGUAACUUUGUGUCUUUUAUACAAUAACGCUCCUAAAUAUUCUAUGAAAUCCAAA